Molecule: messenger RNA, 2100 nt
Organism: Brachypodium distachyon (stiff brome)
Lineage: Eukaryota; Viridiplantae; Streptophyta; Magnoliopsida; Poales; Poaceae
Product: tRNA (guanine(37)-N1)-methyltransferase
Exons: 11
Coding region: 151-1611 (486 amino acids)
Biological process (GO): tRNA N1-guanine methylation
Cellular component (GO): cytoplasm
Source: RefSeq, a predicted model, not a curated record
CCCCCGCGAGCCGGACUGAGGCAGAGUCGUAUGUUUCGUCCACCAACGUCCAACGGACGCCGUUUGCCCGUCUCUGGUCUUCAUCUUGCCCGGUGGCCAAAACCCUAGAAACCUCAGGGAAAGGAGGACCCAGGGGGACUGUGAACGGCCAUGGAAAAGCUGGACGAGAGUCAGUUCGAGCAGCGGAUGAAGCUCUGCGCGCUCCGCAUCCCCCGCGAGCUCGCCUCCGCCGUCACCCGCCUCCUUCGCUCCGGGCACCUGCUGGACAUGCCGCGGGUCAAACCUGUAGUUGAGGACCCUGGAAAUGGCAAUAACAGACUCGUCGUGCUCUCGGAGAGGAUCCAGAACCCCGAUUUAUCUGACAUUCCAGAGCAAGUUCAAGUUUCAUUGAAGCAACUGUGCAACAUUGAUGUUGUGCCUUACACUUUGACUCUUGGUUAUUCCUAUUGGAGCGCUGAUCAUAUUCUGAAGCAAAUCCUGCCUGCAGGAGUGGAGGUACCCUCUUCUUUUGAAACAAUUGGCCAUGUUGCUCACUUAAACAUACCUGAUGAGUUGUUACCAUACAAAGAUGUCAUAGCUAAGGUUAUCUAUGAUAAAAAUUACCCAAGGAUCCAAACAGUGGCGAAUAAAGUUGGGGCAAUUUCAAAUGAAUUUAGAGUUCCAAAGUUCGAGAUUCUAGCAGGAAAAAGUGAUAUGGUCACUGAAGUCAAACAGUAUGGCGCUACAUUUAGACUUGAUUAUGGUUUGGUCUACUGGAAUUCGAGACUUGAGCAUGAGCACAUCAGAUUGGUUUCCCUUUUCAAGAAAGGGGAUGUUAUAUGUGACAUGUUUGCUGGUAUCGGCCCAUUUUCCAUCCCAGCUGGACAGAAAGGAUGUGUUGUAUAUGCAAAUGAUUUAAAUCCAGAUAGUAUUCGUUAUCUAAAGACAAAUGCAAAGAUUAACAAAGUGGAGGAUUAUAUCUUCACAUAUAACCUGGAUGCUAGAGUAUUUAUGCAAACUUUAAUGAGCGUACCUGGUCCAGAAACUAAGUCUGAGCCUCAACUUGCUACUGCCAAUUGUUCUUCUGGAGAAAUGGUAUGUGCUGAUGGACAGUCCACUUCAAAUGGAAACCAUAAUGAUGUACGAGAGAUCUUCCAGAAGAGUUUGAAUGACCACUCCAUGGUAGGCACUACUGCCAAAAGGCGUCAAGAUACCUCGAGUGAAGGUGAUCUGGCCUGCCAAGAAGAUGGCAAUCAAACCAAAAAGCGGAACAACAAGAAAGUAAAAUGUACAGGGCCACUACCCGUCAAGCCAUGGGAACACAUGGACCAUGUAGUAAUGAAUCUCCCUGCUUCUGCUCUGCACUUUCUAGAUUGUUUUAGUGGCCUUAUCCAAAAGAGAUGCUGGAAAGGAUCGUUACCUUGGAUCCACUGUUAUUGUUUCAUCCGUUCAAGUGAAACUGAAGAAUUGAUAUUAUCUGAAGCAGAAAAUAAACUGAAUGCCAAGAUAGCCGAACCAAUAUUCCAUAGGGUUCGUGAUGUUGCACCUAACAAGGCUAUGUUUUGUUUAAGUUUUAGGUUACCCACAGAAUGUCUCAAGGAGGAAACUGAAGACCACAUGUCAAUCAGUUGAGGGUUAGCCCUCUUCCAUAAAAUUGCUGAAGCUAUAGUUGCUUUCCCGGUACUCUUGGAGGUUUGCAAAAGAAAUUUCAAUCAUUCUAGUAGAUCUCAAGCUAUCCAGUGAAGUUUGAAAUGAAUCACCAUUCAGUUUAAAGGGAAAAGUUUUGUCAGAUUUCAUGCUUGUCAGGGGUGAAACCAAGACUGUGGUAGCAUCAUCUGAUGUAGAAUUCUUGCUGCUAUUGGUCUACAUGACCAAACAGUUUCUGAGGUUUUUCUUUAAGAUAUGAUUUAAUUGUGUCGAAAUCCAAAAGAAUGGCAGUUCGGGAUGACACCUUUUCAUUUCUGGACUGUUAUGCCGUGCCAUGUAGUUUCAUCCUUUACUUGUAGAGCUGUUAUACCACCAAUCUUUGUUCCCUGUUUUCUUUUCCAGCAAUUGUGUGCUCGAUAAUUAUAUUGAUUCAGUCUUGUAUUCAUUUGGCUGUGUUGAACAAGUUAUAAAUUA